Molecule: messenger RNA, 3021 nt
Organism: Morus notabilis
Lineage: Eukaryota; Viridiplantae; Streptophyta; Magnoliopsida; Rosales; Moraceae
Product: transcriptional corepressor LEUNIG
Exons: 18
Coding region: 147-2708 (853 amino acids)
Cellular component (GO): nucleus
Molecular function (GO): protein binding
Source: RefSeq, a predicted model, not a curated record
UUAGAAAAGAAAAAGAAUAAACAGUAGAGUUCUGUGAAACCUCGGAGGAAUAGAAUUUCUACUCUCUUGUUUCUCGUUCUUCUCUUAGAAAACAUUUCCUCAACUUUCUUUCCUUUUUUGUUUUUUUCUUUAAUAUUACUGUAAUCAUGUCUCAGACUCACUGGGAAGCCGAUAAAAUGUUGGAUGUGUACAUAUAUGAUUACCUUAUAAAGAGGAAAUUUCAUGCUUCUGCUAAGGCUUUUCAAGAUGAAGGCAAAGUCUCUGUGGAUCCUGUAGCUAUUGAUGCACCUGGUGGAUUUCUGUUUGAAUGGUGGUCUGUCUUUUGGGACAUAUUCAUUGCCAGAACAAAUGAGAAGCAUUCAGAAACAGCUACAUCUUUCAUUGAGACUCAACUGGCUAAAGCUCGAGAACAGCAGAAGCCACAGCAGGUGCCUCCGAAUCAGCAGAUGCAAAUGCAGCAGCUUCUACUGCAGAGGCAUGCUCAACAGCAACAGCAACAGCAGCAGCAGCAGCAGCAGCAGCAGCAGCAGCGGAGAGAUGGGGGUCAGCUUUUGAAUGGCGUGGCCAAUGCGCUUGUUGGCGGAAACGACAUGCUUAUGAGGCAGAGCCCUGCCGCUGCAAGUGCCAUGGCAGCAAAAAUGUACGAGGAAAGAUUAAAGCUUCCUGGACAGAAGGAUGCUUUUGAUGAAGCUGCUAUGAAGCAAAGGUUAGGUGAAAACGCAGGUCAGAUUCUGGAUCCAAAUCAAGUGUCAUUGUUGAAAGCGGCUGCUUUGGGUGGCCAACCUUCUGGGCAAAUGCUUCAUGGAAUACCUGGGAGUAUUUCUGGAAAUAUUCAGCAAGCACAGAAUCGAAGCCAGCAACUUCCCUCUGUUCCUGCGUCACCACAGGAUAAAGGUGAGAUGAUGAACUCCAAAGGUGCUGGUCCAGAAGGAUCAAUGAUUGGCAUUCAUGGCCCAAAUCAAGGCAGUAACAAUUUGACUCUGAAAGGUUGGCCUUUGCCGGGGCUCGACCGCUUUCGUUCUGGACUUCUUCCGCAAUCAAAUCCUUUGCUGCAGUCACCUCAACCAUACAAUCAACUUCAGCAGCAGCUUCUGCUUCAGGCACAGCAAAACUUAGGAUCCCCAUCUGCCAAUGAUAUGGAAGCCAGAAGACUUAGGAUGCUUCUUGGUAAUCGAAGUAUGAGUUUUGGUAAGGAUGGCCAAUUAGGUUCUGUUGGCGAUGUAUCUAAUAUUGGGUCACCAGUCCAAGUCGGUUGCCCUGUACUACCUUGUGGAGAUCCCGAUAUGUUGCUUAAGUCACAACAUCAACACCUGCAGAAUAACAAUCAACUGCAGCAACAAUUUUCGCAGCAGCAUCUGCUUUCAAGUCAGACUCCUCAAAAUUCAAACCAGCAAAUGCGCCAGCAAGAUAAGGUGCUUGGUGCGGGCAGCGUCACAGCAGAUGGUAGCAUGUCUAGUUCCUUUCAAGGAAAUGACCAGGCUUCAAAAAGUCAAAUUGGGCGAAAGAGGAAGCAGCCCGUGUCAUCUUCAGGUCCUGCCAAUAGCUCAGGGACGGCAAAUACCACAGGACCAUCUCCCAGUUCGCCCUCGACGCCUUCUACUCAGACACCAGGUGAUGCUAUGUCUAUGCCAACUUUGCCCCAUAAUGGCGGUUCCUCUAAGCCUCUACUUAUGUUUGGCUCAGAUGGUAUGGGCCCACUUACAACAGCACCAAAUCAAUUGGGUGAUUUCGUUGAUGAUGGAUCUCUAGAGGAUAAUGUCGAGUCAUUUUUAUCUGAUGAUGCUGAUCCUAGAGACAGAGUCAGUCGGUGUGCAGAUGUCAGCAAAGGCUUCUCCUUUAAGGAAGCACGGGUUAUUCCUGCUAGUACAAACAAAGUUGAAUGCUGUCACUUUUCACCUGAUGGAAAAUUGCUGGCUACAGGCGGACAUGAUCGAAAAGCUCUAUUGUGGUGCACUGAGUCCUUCAUGAUGAAGUCUGCACUUGAAGAGCAUUCACAGUGGAUAACUGAUGUGCGUUUUAGUCCUAACGCGUCGAGGCUCGCCACAUCUUCUGCUGACAAAACUGUCAGGGUCUGGGAUGCUGACAAUCCUGGCUUUUCUAUUCGGACUUUCACGGGACAUUCUACAACUGUUAUGUCUCUGGACUUCCACCCCAGCAAAGAGGACCUUCUCUGCUCCUGCGAUAAUAAUAGUGAGAUAAGAUAUUGGGGUGUCAAGAAUGGUAGCUGUACUGGAGUUUGCAAGGGUGGAGCAACCCAGUUGAGAUUCCAACCUUGUUUUGGAAGGAUUCUCGCAGCGGCCGCUGACAAUUUUGUAUCCCUACUUGAUGUGGAGACUCAAGUUUGCAGGCUCAAGUUACAGGGUCACAAAAACCUUGUCCAUUCUGUUUGUUGGGAUUUAUCGGGAGAGUAUGUGGCGUCUGUGAGCGAUGACUUGGUUAGGGUGUGGAAUGUUGGCUCUGGUAGCAAAGGGGAAUUUGUCCAUGAGUUGAGCUGUACUGGCAACAAAUUCCACACUUGCGUUUUCCACCCGACGUGUCCUAUUUUGGUGAUUGGCUGUUAUGAGACUCUGGAGAUUUGGAACAUGGCUGAGAACAAAACAAUGAGCAUCCGCGCGCACGACAAGCUGGUAUCGUCUCUGGCGGCGUCAAAGGUUUCUGGUUUGGUAGCUUCAGCUAGUCAUGACAAGUGCGUUAAGCUUUGGCAGUGACCGUUUACUUUUCCCUUUUUCCUGACAAAAUGGGUAAUACUCUCACACUCGCUCACUACACAAGGAAAACAACAGUUGGAAAUCAGAUAUUUUUGAAGUUAAAGACUUUAUAUAGUUUCUGUAUUUGGUACAAAACCGUUUUGUAGAUGGUGACGAGGGUUUUUAGGUCUUUAUACACCCAGUCCCAGUAACCGAAAAGAAGUUCAUCAUACUAGAGCUAACAACUUAGUCAAACAAACUUGGAGGAAACAUGUGUUUUUUUUUUUUUUUUUUUGUUCAAAUUACGGUGGGGGUAUAAUGUAAAGGUUACUUU